AUGAACGCGACGGUGAUCACGGCCCCCGUCAUGACUUUCCUCGGCGGAGUUACUAGGGCGUUCGAACCGCUGGGUCGCGGCAAGCAUGAAGACCGGAUCCCGUCACCUCGUGGCCCGAGCGGGGAUUAUGCGGAAGCCCAGCCAGAAAUGUCGUAUACAGCAAUCGCUGUUGUGACCUUUGUUGCUGCUGUCGUCUGUAGCUCACCGGUGAACGUUAUCUUAUUCGAGAUCGGUCUGGGUGGCAACCGCACCGCCACGUCGUAUCUGAACGUGGCUCCCGCGUUCAGUCUCGCUGAACAGCAGUUAAAUGCCCGCUAUGGAGAGAAUAUGAAGUUCAUGCACGUGCAUAAAUAUGAUAAGAAUAUCUCUGUAUGUGUUCUGGACGAGAAAAAGGAGUUAUGGGCCUGGACACCAAAGCCACGUUGCAGCAUUUCAGGAAACUCUGUUGCCAGUUUAGCCAAAGCUUGGGACAAGCCUCUGAUCUUUGGGGUCCCAGGCAGUGCGCUGGCUUUCAACAAAACACGGUAUCCCACCCUGACGCGUUUGUCGCCCUAUACACCGGAAAACCUCAUCAGCUUUCUCUUGAAACUUCUGGGGAAGUAUCAGUAUAAUUCCAUCGGAGUGCUUUGUGACGCAUCCAAUGAUCACCUUUCUCUGUUCCUUCCUCUGUGCCUGGAGCUGAAAAAUCCGGAUAAGCCGAUACUAACCAAGAACAACAUUAACGCAUCGCAUUAUUUGGUCAACUCCGACGAGAAGAGGAAUCUGUCCGAUUACCUGGGCCAGCUUCGCUUGGUAACGAGAGUGAUUUUUAUUGUUGCUGAAAGCAAACGCUUCCGCCAAAUUAUGUUAAUGGCAUCGGAGAAGAACAUGACAAAUGGCGAAUAUGUUUAUUUCGCCCUUGAAGUGUAUCGGAGUCCGACAUUCUUCGGCAACAGCUCGUGGAAUACCGGCAACACUGAUGGACGAGACGAGGAGGCCAAAGAAGCCUACAAGUCCAUGUUUAUCCUGUCACUACGAGAUCACGCCAGCGACAAAACUACGCAGCAGCUUCUUGUCAAUAUCUCCAGUAGCGAACCUUACACACUGAACGGCUCCCGACCAAACCAACGGGAAACUGCUAACCCUUUUGCAUUGGGAUUCUACGAGGCGCUUAUGAUUUACGGCCAAGUGUUGAACGAGACCUACGCCAGCGGAGGAAAUUUAUCAGCCGGCGAACAGAUAUCCCAUAAAAUGUGGAAUCGAACCUUCAAUCUGGAGGGCAAACGUAUUGUGAUGAAUGCCAACGGCGAUCGGGAAUCGGAUUAUUCGAUUGCGCAGAUGGAUUACAGUACUGGUCAAUUCCAGGUUAGCAAUGCAUCUGUGUAA
Paramacrobiotus metropolitanus is the source of this 1365-nucleotide messenger RNA. RefSeq names its product atrial natriuretic peptide receptor 3-like. Gene Ontology annotation, molecular function: peptide hormone binding; signaling receptor activity. Gene Ontology annotation, cellular component: membrane. Lineage: Eukaryota; Metazoa; Tardigrada; Eutardigrada; Parachela; Macrobiotidae. Bases 1 to 1365 code for a protein of 454 amino acids. The record is from RefSeq and is a predicted model, not a curated record. The transcript is spliced from 13 exons.